CCAUGACGACCUAGUGACGCUUUGACAGAGCCGACACGAGGCGGGGCGUCUUUCACCUAUACUCCCCUCUCCUCUGACAGGAUCAACCGCAAGAUUCCCACCAGUUGUCCGUUCCAGCCUAUUGGUUUCCAGGGAGACCCUUCCUCCUCCCCCUGAGGAGACAUGGAGUCCCAGGGGUGUCUGGGUGUGGAGGGGGACCUCAGCCUGCUCGGGAUGCUGGUGCCAAGUCCAAGAAGUGAGGCAGUGACCCAUGAAAUGGAGGAGUUGUCCCUACAGUCCAGCCAUAGCCUUCCGCCCAUCAAAGAACGCAGGAACGUCCUCCAGCUCAGACUGCAGCAGAGACGCACACGGGAGCAGCUCGUGGACCAGGGCAUUAUACCACCGCUGAAGAGUCCUGCAGCUUUUCACGAACAGAUCAGAAGCCUGGAGAGAGCCAGGACAGAGAAUUUCCUAAAGCACAAAAUUCGUAGCAGACCCGAGCGAGCCGAACUGGUUCGCAUGCACAUCCUGCAAGAGACCCAGGCAGAGCCUUCUCUGCAGGCCACUCAGAUGAAACUGAAACGAGCCCGUCUGGCUGACGAUCUCAACGAGAAGAUAGCCCAGCGUCCUGGCCCAAUGGAACUGGUGGAGAAGAACAUCCUGCCCAUGGACUCCAGCGUUAAAGAAGCUAUCAUUGUAGGUGGGAUAAACUACCCCAAGACACUGGAUGUGUAUAACUUUGAGGAAGACAGCAGCGACGCUCUGUCUCCUGAGCAACCGGCUAGUCAGGAGUCUCAGGGAUCAGGGGCCUCGCCUAAAGAGUCCAGGCUCCCGGAGGCACUACCCACCUCCUCACCCACCAGCUCCAACCUGCAGAUGUGUGUGCCUACAUCCCAGAAUGCAUCAGACUUGCUCAUAGCGCCAGCCAAGGACCAAACGAACAGUUCCCCCAUCAUCACUCCUCAACCAGUAACCACUGUAGCCCCCACAAAGCCCAGCCCCACCCUCAUCAAGCAAAGCCAGGCCAAACAGGCCGGCGACAAGAACCGAAGCAAAAAGUGCAAGGAGCCCAAACCUAGGGUGAAAAAGCUCAAGUAUCACCAGUACAUCCCGCCGGACCAAAAACAGGACCACAACGAGGCUCCCAUGGAUUCUGCUUACGCCCGCCUGCUCCAGCAGCAACAACAGUUUCUCCACCUGCAGAUCCUCAGCCAGCAGCAGCAGCAGUUUAACUAUCAGGCCAUUCUACCAGCACCACUGAAAACAGUUAUGGAGGGUCAGAACAAAAACAGCCCUGGCUUGCCAGCUCCCAUUGUGGCGUCCCUGCCCGGCACUGCUCUGGCCCGUCAGAACCACACCCUGGCCAAUCGCAAACCUGGCCCACUGCCUGCCAACCUGGAUGAAAUGAAGGUGCCAGAGCUUAAGAUGGAGCUAAAGCUGCGUGGCCUACCUGUGUCUGGCACGAAGACGGACCUCAUAGAGAGACUUAAACCCUACCAAGAGAGCCCCUGCGUCAGCAGUGCACAACCCGCCGUUGCCAUGGAAACAAGCACCCCCUCAGGGGCCGUGCAGCCCGAGGCCAUGAACUCCACGCCUCCAGUGUCCCCUGGCCAGUCUGAGGUCUCAAACAUUAGCACGGAAGAAGCUGGUGGGGGAGAUAGUGUCGGCAAGAACCUGGGCACACCGUCUCCAGGGCGGUCAACGACAACAGGGAUGUCAUCUCACAAGCUGCUGCCUGAGGACAUCGCCAUGGACACCAAGGUAUCUGAAAAAGACCAGCGCUUGCACGAGAAGGAGCGUCAGAUCGAGGAGCUGAUACGUAAGUUAGAGCAUGAGCAGAGGCUGGUGGAGGAGCUGAAGAUGCAGUUAGAGGUGGAGAAGAGGAGCCAACAAGCCAACUGCCAGCAGCCGGAGCCUUGCCCACCUGUUCCCAUCAAAGAGGAGAACAGCAUUGCUCCAAGCUGCUCCUCCACACAAAAUUCUGUGGCACAAAUAGCAGGGAUUAAACAGGAGGAGCUCCCAGCUCAAGUGCACCCAGCCCCCAUGCCUCAGUUCUACAUCAGCGCUCAGCAAGUUCCUCAAGUGCUUCAGCAACCUCAGGCUGUGCUGGCAGCUCAGCCUGGCACUCAGGUCUUAAUGCCAGUGUCUCUGCCCACCGCCAUCCAGCUCUCCAACAACAGCAUCAAGCCUCAGUCCCAAGUUCUCCAAACAGCUGCCUCCAGUCCAGCCCAAGGCCUCAUCCAGACCUCGCCUCUGCAACCCCAGAAUAUGGAGACUUCAGCACCUCCACAGCUUACAAACCCGACGAAUCAGUCCACACCUCAGGCUGGGCCAUUGUGUAGCACAUCCAACUCUGGGUUCCAGUACAGGUUGAACCAGACCCAGCCAUUGACAGAGCUGCCCCGGAGUUUCCUCAACAGCUCCCCAGAGGCAGGCAUCUCCAGCAGAAACUCCCCUAGACAAACCACCCCAAAUGGACCUACUCAUAAACCUCCAUCACCCUGCCAGCCCUCCUACAUCCUUCAUCCCUCCACCUUUCCCAGUCACAGCCCAAAGGGGAAAGACCCACCCCGUUACGAGGAAGCAGUCAAACAGACUCGUGGCCUCCAGGCAUCUGUACAGGUUCCCACAGCGACCAGCCAGCACAUGGAUGAUUUAUUUGAUGUUCUGAUCGAGAGCGGAGAAAUAUCCCCGCUGGUCAAGCAUGACCCUCUUUCCCUGGAUAAGAUGCUACCAGUGACGGCCAGUGUCACCACUCUGCCAAUCAACACAGUGCUGUCCCGUCCUCCACCUCAGGUUCAAGUGGCUCAGCCGCCCUCCCAGACCCAAGAUCAUUCUCACAGCCUGGUGGCUCUGGCCACAGACAACCAGCUGGAGGCCCUCUUGGAGGGCACGCUGUCUGGCGACACAGAGACUCGGACGCUGCGUCUUAUGGAAGAGCUCCAUAGCCAGCUGCUGGAGCAGCCCCAUUCACCCAUGGACACCACCGAGCUAGCCUUCUCGGACGCACCUCCAUCAGCCCUCCACCUGCAAGACACCAACCUUGACAACAUGGAAUGGCUUGACCUCACCAUGCCUGGGACCGCAGGCAUCCCCCCUCCUGGGGGCGUCUUCUCCUCCGACUUUCUGGACUCAAAUGACCUGCCAUUACACUGGGACUGAUGACUGUUAGAAUGUGUCAGCGGGUAUAACUGGCAGUUGUAGAAAUGAGAAACAUGUUGCAGGUACUGCUCGUGGAAAUCCGACGCGUUCACAGAAUGUGAGGUGAAACAUCCUGUUAGCUCAGAGAUUUACACAAAACACUUUUCAUAUCAGCUCUGCAGUGGUGGGAGAUGCCCAUAAGGGAAUGCUUUACUGUUAAAGACAUGUUUGUCCCACUGUAAGGGUCCCCGCAAGGGCACUCACUAUCCAGAAUUAUAAACAAGACAGAGAUUAUCAAAAAAAAAGGGUUAAAUAUCUGCUGAGAUAUUCCCAUGUAUGUACCUGGUGCCCACUUACGGGCAAGUUGGUAUACACAUACACUACUCAAAAAGUGCCAGAACGGAGCAUGGUUGCAAGAAUUUCUCUCAAGACACUGAAAGGGUGAAGAGGGAAAAAAAUUGUGUGCAUAUUUGGUUGAUAUCAGUAAAAUUUGCCUUACCUCCACACCUUACUUCCACAUGUGGCUGGGGCAGCUCUCCAGUAAUGAAUGUGAGCUGUUAUAGAAAGUGGUUUUAGUAUUAUGGCUCAGCAUCUCAGCAUGGCUUUACUUUUAAGGAUCUGAUAAAGAUCACUUACUCCGAGUUGAAGAGACAUAAAGGAGUUGGGUAACUGAAAUGUAAGGCAUGCCCUGUAACGCCGUGUGCCUUUGUCAAAUAACUAUAUUGAAAAGCAAAAACUCUAUUCCUAUUUACUUUUUUAUCCACACUGUAAUCAACUCUAGAUUUUG
Messenger RNA from Chanos chanos (milkfish), 3907 nucleotides. It is a transcript of the gene mrtfbb, whose product is annotated as myocardin related transcription factor Bb. Gene Ontology annotation, biological process: smooth muscle cell differentiation; positive regulation of transcription by RNA polymerase II. Gene Ontology annotation, cellular component: nucleus. The transcript is spliced from 16 exons. NCBI's taxonomy places the organism in Eukaryota, Metazoa, Chordata, Actinopteri, Gonorynchiformes, Chanidae. Bases 163 to 3141 code for a protein of 992 amino acids. Gene Ontology annotation, molecular function: transcription coactivator activity. The record is from RefSeq and is a predicted model, not a curated record.